Molecule: messenger RNA, 177 nt
Organism: Eremothecium cymbalariae DBVPG#7215
Lineage: Eukaryota; Fungi; Ascomycota; Saccharomycetes; Saccharomycetales; Saccharomycetaceae
Gene: COX17
Product: copper metallochaperone COX17
Exons: 1
Coding region: 1-177 (58 amino acids)
Biological process (GO): mitochondrial respiratory chain complex IV assembly
Cellular component (GO): mitochondrial intermembrane space
Molecular function (GO): copper chaperone activity; copper ion binding
Source: RefSeq, a predicted model, not a curated record
AUGUCAUCAGAGGGAGAUAUUAAGCAGGAGAAACGUCCAAAGCCUUGUUGUGUGUGUAAGGUCGAGAAAGAAAGCCGAGAUGAGUGCCUAUUGUUCAACGGACUUGAAUCAACCAAGUGUAAGGAAUUGGUGGACAAGUAUAGGAGCUGUAUGAAGGGGUACGGUUUCGAAAUUUGA